Molecule: messenger RNA, 819 nt
Organism: Acanthoscelides obtectus
Lineage: Eukaryota; Metazoa; Arthropoda; Insecta; Coleoptera; Chrysomelidae
Source: the annotation of a GenBank genome assembly
AUGAGUGGUCGCUAUCCUCCUGAAGCCGAAGGUCUAAUCCUCCAAGCGUUCGACGAUGAUCCCACUACAAGUACCAGGAAAGCUGCUGCUGAUCUUGGUUUGUCACUAUGGAAAGUUUGGAGUAUCAUGCACCGUGAACGAAGAUAUCCUUUUCAUGGUCUAUCAUGGAAAUGUGAUGAAUGUAGAGGCAACUGCCUGUUUAUUAACGAAAAGAGCGUCAAUACAGUGCUGUCGAAAAAAAUUGAUGCUUCACUUGGGCAAAUCAAAAAUGAAGUUCCUGCCAUAAAGGAUGAGCUGCUGAACCAUGCUGUCAAGGAGACUAACCCUCCAGCUGAUCCUCCUCGUUAUUCUGAUGUACUGCGCAACAGAACUCAACCAGCCAUUGUUAUUCGUCCGAAAAAUACAAAUCAGUCAGUAACUCAAACCAAGACGGACAUUCUAAAGUCAGUUGAUCCUGUUGAAGCCAACAUCCAUCUGGGUAAAGUUUGUGAUAUCAAGGAAGGUGGGAUAGUGCUUGGUUGUAAGAGCAAAGCGGAUAACUUAAAACUGCUUUCCAUUGCAAAAGAAAAGUUAGGUGAUUCAUACGUCAUCAAAGAAGUUGCUGGCAUUAAUCCUAGGGUACGAAUAGUUGGAUUGUCUGGCGAAUACUCCGAUGAGCAGAUACGUAGCUACCUUCUGAAGGGUAAUCCUGACGUGUUUUGUGGUGAUGUUGAGUGUAAAGUUUUGAAAACAUAUGCUGUUAAAAAAAAUAGAAUCUUCCAAUCUGUCUUACAAAUAGAUAGAGUUUCCUAUGUUAGAGUCAUGAAGGGUACUUAUUAG